UGUUGAAUAAAAUGGCAAUUACACAGGUAACCCAAGAAAAAGAAUACUCCGGAUCAUGAGGUUCUGACUUAAGUCAACCGAAAAAAUAAAGGGUUUUGUUUAAGAUUUAAAAAUCAACAGCUUUCAGCCUUUGAAGUUAAAUUAUAAGCCAUUCAAGUGCUAAUUGAUUAAUACCUGUCAUGGUAUUGUUAUAUGAGCCAAUAGGAGCGUGGCUUAUACAUUGCCCUGACGACUGACUUAGUUUACACCAAGAGAGCCAGUCUUUUCAUCAGUAUCAUUUUAAGCAAAAGAAUAAUUGUAACCAUAAGUCAAGAAGAUAAUUCCUGAGCUAGUACUUUACUCUACAAGCUAGUAAUAGUCUUGUAGCUUCGUAUUUAGCCAAGUCUUCUAAGUAAUUCCAUAGCAUAGUUCAUUAUUAUCAUUUAUCACCAUGCCACAGUGGAUUGAAUUGCCUCCAAACUUGGUCCCUUCUACACAGACAUAUGGUAAAUCUAUCUAUGCUACUGACUACUCUAGUAAAAGACCUGGUUUUCAAAUCCAUCUUCAAAAGGCAGCCAGAGGAUCUAGGAGCUUCCAUCAUCCACGCGUUCCAAAGGAUCCAAAUAGAAGCUCCAUGCGAGCCAGUCAGACAGGCAACUACAUGAGUUUCAAGGACGAAUACGAUAAAAACCUGGCAAAAAAGACCGGCAAAACUACCUUGAGUUUACAGUACAAAACACCUAGAGAAGAGACUCCUGAAAGCAAAGGGUCAGAAGUAUAUAGAGAGGUUCUUUCAGAGUAUGUCAAACCUAGUCUCAAUUUAGUGCGACAAGCCUGGAAGGGAGAGACGUCUGCAGUCAAAAGAGACAGAGAUCGCAUGUAUGGCUUGUCGGGAAAAAAGGUUGUCAUGAUUCCCGGGCCUCCUAAAUUUGAGGAAGGCAAGAAGACACCAACAGGUCGUAUCUUACCGGGUAUGAAGAGCUGGCUAACCAAGUCCAAUGAAUACGAAAAAGCUGUAGUGUAUAAUUUUAUGGACCACGUUGCCAAGGCGACUACCAAGAGGCCUGAUUUUCCCACUCGACCCAGUACACCUCAGCCUACCAAGUCAACAUUUGCUAAUGAGUACUUUUACAAGCAGCGAACGAAUAGUGCGCAAUCACAAAGGGUAACAGAGCGAAUGGAACUCCCUCCGCGACCAAAGACCGUUCAUUCGUUCAGAAACGAAGCUAACGAAGCGACUGAAGAGCAAAUGAAACAAGAUGAACAACCCAAGGAGCAUGCGCACGAGCAUGGUAGUCACGUGCACCAUACCGAAGGGAAAUGUGAUUACUGUGACUAUAUGAGAGUCAAGAAGUUACUGGAGUACCUGAAUAGGCACGACCCUCAUCUUGGUGAAGCAACUCUAAGGCAUCUUUUACGACCACGUGUUUACCCCACCCACACCUACCCAAGCUAUGAAGACUU
Actinia tenebrosa (Australian red waratah sea anemone) is the source of this 1443-nucleotide messenger RNA. RefSeq lists its product as uncharacterized. The record is from RefSeq and is a predicted model, not a curated record. NCBI's taxonomy places the organism in Eukaryota, Metazoa, Cnidaria, Anthozoa, Actiniaria, Actiniidae.